Cryptotermes secundus is the source of this 2556-nucleotide messenger RNA. It is a transcript of the gene sty, whose product is annotated as protein sprouty. The transcript is spliced from 2 exons. The coding region runs from base 1068 to 2051 and encodes 327 amino acids. Gene Ontology annotation, cellular component: cytosol; membrane. Gene Ontology annotation, biological process: negative regulation of Ras protein signal transduction; multicellular organism development; negative regulation of MAP kinase activity. NCBI's taxonomy places the organism in Eukaryota, Metazoa, Arthropoda, Insecta, Blattodea, Kalotermitidae. The record is from RefSeq and is a predicted model, not a curated record.
GGCUUGCUCUCUCUGCUUGCAGAAAGAUAGCCAAGGUUUUCCAAACUGGAAAGUGGUUGACGUCCGUAUAUGUUUCGUUAUUACACAUGAGUAUCUGUUAAUGUUCUGUUAUGUUGGAAGUGCAGUGGCUGUCGCGAGUGUGAGAAGAGAGACCAGUGUUUGUGUUGUGUGAAUUGUUCAGGAUCAACGGCUGGCUCUUUUAGGAAUGAAACUCUUGUGACUUGGCUUGGGGUUUUGGGGAGCGAGAGAGAGAAAUGCUGCUCUUCUCUGCUGUUCAGUGCCUCCUACACUCGAACUAGCUUCUAGCGACGGAUCAUGGCGGCCGUAUGGCCUCACCAGCAGUACAGUGCUGAGUUCGUCGUAUACUUGAAUUUAGUGAAUCUGUGAGCAUCGUUUGAUGUAUAAGACUUCUCCGUUGCAUUCAGUGGAGUGUUUAUUGUUAUCAGCCCCUUUCCGUAUUGUUGACGAUCAUACUAUUUGUAAAUUGUAUGGUGCAUAGGAAGUGGUUUACGUGAGUUUCUCAUGCUUUACACACAUACAGAGAAGGAUAAACUCAUAUUCGUCAGUAUCCUUGAAGAUAGUGAGUGUUCGUUUGGGUGCUGCUGUUUUUACAGAUCUCUAUUUAAAACUUCGAGAUCCCCAUAAUAUUUCUCUUUUAGUUAUUUUUGGGCGGUGUUCCACGGUUUAUUUUUGUGAUUGAAGAAAGGUGCACGCAUCUUGGUGUUUUAACAUUAAAACAGAAACGAAAGUUCUUACUAGUGGGUACAGUAAAAUUACAAAGGACAGUCAUAAAAGGAAAGCGGCUCGUGGAUUGAGUGCCGUUCGUGUUUUCAGAGUUUCGUUCUUGAAGAGAGGAACUUUUAUCAGCCUGCUUGCCCCCACAGAACGCCAAUAAAUAAAACUGGCGUGCGUUGCAGCCAUGUUGGAUCUGUAAGCAACAGAGCAACACCGACUGUUGCAUUCGGCAAGGUGUGAGAUGGGAGUUAAGAACAAUGGUAGAUCAACGGGCACUCUCACCAAAGAAAAAUUAAUGCAGUAAAUAGAAACAGAAGAAAGACUGUUCAUACAUGGCCCAUCAUGGCGGACUGGCUCACCAGACGUCUGCGUCGCCACCCCUCCAACAGCAGCAGCACAGCUCUAUACCACCCCCGCGACCCCCGAUGGCGCGGGUGCACCGUCCCCGCAUGGCGAUAAUGACGUCACCACCCCCAACUACCAUAAUACUCCAGCCUCUAGGCACUGCGACGCCGGCGUCCCCCGUCUCAACUACUUCUCGGCGACGGCAGCAACCCGCAGCAACGGAAGUGACGCUUGCAGCCCCGCGACCGGACGGCGAACGGACGGUGAACGAGUAUGUAGAAACGCCUUUUCGUCCUGCGAACGAGCAGCCAGGCAAGAACUUUGGUGAGUUAGUGCGCGAGGAGCGUGCGCGCGACCCGCCACACCGCCAAACGCUGCACCUGCCCAUCCACAAGAAGCAGCCAGUGACGAAACAGCCGGGAGCCGCCGUAACUUUCAAGAAGGAUGCUCCGGGUAGUAGUUCCGGUGUCAGCGCUCCCAGUGACGCAGGGACGAGUGGAGGCGACUGUUUCAGGGGCUCGAUCCUUUGCCCCGAGUGCGGGCGGUGCCGCUGCGACGAUUGUCGGCAACCCAGGCGACUGCCUUCUCGGUGGCUCUGUAACAAUGCAUGCUUCUGUUCCGCAGAGACGAGUCUCGACUAUGCCUCGUGUCUGUGCUGCGUCAAGGGCUUAUACUAUCAUUGUUCCAAGGACCUUGAGCUGGAUCACGACGACGGAUCGGCGUCGUGCGCGGACGAUCCCUGCUCGUGCGGCCCUCACCGCUUCUUGGCGAGGUGGGGGUGCCUUGCGGCCCUGUCGCUUGCACUGCCCUGUCUCUGGUGCUACUGGCCCCUUAAGGGCCUUGUGGGAUUGUGUGAAAAGUGCUAUGCAGGGUACAGGAGACAGGGCUGUCAUUGUGAGCCACGCAGGGACCCCAAACUCUCCGACAUCACGCCGGAGAAAAGGUUGCUGGACUCCAGUCCUGACUUCUGAGAUGUGUGCGCGUGAGUGUCAGUGGUUGGAAGGGAUGUCUCAGGGUUUCUAAAGAUUGGCCUUCCCAGUAGCCUGCACUGACUUCUGUCAACUAUCCAAUUGUAAAAUUAUCAUCUGCUAACUUAACAGAGACUUAUCCAGGCCCUUGAGAGCCUUUGUUUGUGUAAAGAAGCAGGAAUACAAUGGAAUUUUAACCCUUCUGAUGUGUUACUGAUACUCCCCUAACGUUAAUUUGAUGUUUCCUUAAUUGUAUGCUUAGCAAGCAUUGUUUGAUGUACAGGAAGGCCUGGUGCAGUAAUGGAGUGUCUGCACACUCGAAAAUGAACUAAUUCUGGCUGUCAGAAAAUAUUUGUAUAACUGACUGCAUACAGAAUAACUGGUCUCAUGGUUAAGUAUGGCAUUAAUACCGUCUGUUCUAUUGUACAAUAUCUGACAAUUAAAUAACCAGGCUGUUUUGGUAUGGCCAUAUACCGUAUUUACGCAUGUAUAGGCCGCAGCACAAUUU